CUCACUUUGAAAAGAUGGCGGCAGAUGUUGGUGUGGUACAGAUCGCAUAGUGUUCUCUUUGCAUAACGUGUUUCGAACAUUGAAAAAGGCAAGAUCAACUUCAGGUUCAGAUAUGUCGGAUCGGUGGGAAAAUUUGCGAGAUCGCUUUAAAAAGAAGGAUAUCGAUUUGGACGCCGAAUUUGAAAAGUUUCUAAAUGAGGUAAGCAAACUUUACAUGUAAGCUUAACUUCAAUUAAAAGGUGUAAGUUUAUUUAAGCUUAAUAUUUUCUGGAGGAAUUAAACCUGAAAUAAGGCUGCUUUCCAAAGUUCUAUGAUCUGUCAGACUUGUAGUUUCUCAUCGUAUCUUUAUAUUGAGGACCAGUCAUUUGAAACCCCUGGACCACCCCCCCCCCCCACCUCCAUCGGGGAUGACCGAGGUAAUGCGGGGCCUUUCACUUAAAACACACUCCAUUCUUGCUCCCCAGAAAGCAGGGGAUAUGCUAGAAAUCAUGGUCUUCACCUCCCUGACUGGAAUAAGCGGGGAAGUCACUCAGUGGUCAUGAUUUUCAUUUUUGCACUGGGUAGUAAUUUUGCUUACAUUUUCAUUGCUUCUUGUAGCUAAGAAAGACAAAUGUAUGCUUUGCAAAGUGUGUUUUGAUAAGGCUUUCGUAAGACAUAAACUGUACCAUUAAUACAAGCAUAUAAGGAGUCUCUUUAUAGCUGUGUUGCAUCUUAUUUAAGCUGGAACACAUUUUUUUGUGCCAUUUAUACAAGAAGUUCAUAAGAUGCGUCUUAUUUUUCCCCACAUAAGUAGCCCAAUUGUUUGAUAACUUAUGAUGUAGCUGUAUCAUGGAAAUGACAAGAAAGACACUUUAUCUUGUAAUGAUUGGGUCAUUCUAUAAAAACUCCAGAAGACUGUAAAACAUGAUUUGUAAUUUUUUGUUAUCUCGCAUUUUGUGACUUCAAGUUGUAAAAAUAGUCUUCACUUUCACUUCACUUUCGCUCUCCAUCUAGGGUUUGCAAGUGUUGCAUUAGCUGCUCCGAAAUCAUUGUAUUAUUUUAUGGCUAUCUGCCAUCAUAUUAUUUUGUGCAUCCCUUGUCACACCUGGCCAUAUCAAGAUUUGCUGACGGUUUUAAGAAAGGGAACCAUGUGUGUGGGACGUAUGGGGUCCUACAAAAUGUCAAUUGAAUAGAAGCAAGCUUUGACAUAGGCAAAAUGCUUAAAAAUUACAUGGUGAUUCCCCGAAAGUCUUUGUGCAGUUUGAUGAUCCUGCCACAUUAUACAGUACCACUCAAAAUUAAAUUGACAGUCUCAACUGGAAGUGAUAAGCAAGGUGAUAAUUGAGAAGAUAAUAAUUAUGCACUGCAAAAGCCAUUUGCGCAGGGUGUACUUCACAAUUAUCCUUUAAAACAGCAAACGGAGUGCAAUCUAUUUGAUGAAUUUGUUCCUCAAGAGAUUAGUCAAGGGACAUUGACUCAAAACUUUGGACUCAAAACUCAAGUCUCGAUCCUCGAAAGUUUGAGGAUCAAGAUUCAAUUCUUGAGGAUUGGAGUCACUCGAGUGCUUGUGAACUUACUUUUUGGCAGUACUGAAUUUACAUACCCCAAUGUUAGAGAUGCUGCAUGCACUUGAAAUCUUUACAUUCCCUUCAAUUUAAACUAAUCUAUAUUGUUUUUCAAUUCAUCCUCGCAGUCCAUGUCAGAUGAGUCAUCAAUGGGCUCUCCACGGAUAAAGACUCCUGAUUUGAAGACAAAGCCAGUUGGAGAUCAAAUGCCUUGGUGGGCCGAGGAAGAUGAUGAGGAUGACAAUGAUAAAAGAGAAGCUACUCGUCAGAGCUGGCUGAAACCAAAGAAGUCAGAGGUCAAAGAACAAGAAGAACUCAAACAUCACGAUCAAGAUGCAGUAGACAAUGUAAGAAGAUUGUGCAUUGAACUUUUCUCUAAAAAUGGCUACUAGUAAUCACCCUAUAUGCGGGUGGGUGAAAGCUUUACAGAAUGGUGAACCUCAUUAAUUUAUUGUUGAUUUAGCACACACCCACGAUGAUAAACCACAGAUAGGGUGCAAAAAUUUCUUAGAAAAAUUGUCAGUGUUUAUUUCCACUUUUUAGAGCAUAGUAGAGAUCAUUUAUCUUGCAUGGGGGUGGGAGGGGGAAGUACUGAACAAAGUUUUUUUAGGGAGGCUCUGCCCAGAGGUCCAACUCUUUACCCUUUUACAUUAUAUACCAUCUUUGACGGAAGAAAUACUCCUUCUGUGUACCUUCUAUUGGCAGAUGGAACCCCUUUGACAUACCUAAUUUGAAACUUUGCGUCCCUUUUAAAGCAUGCUGUAAAUACACUGUCUUUAAAAUAUGAAUAAAUCACAAAACCAGAAUGCAUCUGUUAGCUCUAUUGGGUAUUUUUACAGACCAAAAUGACAGAUUUCUCUAUCCUUUCAUUAUACUUCAACUACAGUAGUAAAAUGCCUACCUUUUCAUUGAAGCCUAAAAAAGGUACCCCUUUUGGGUGGACCCUCCCUGUAUAGGUCAUUAUAGGGAGUAACCCCCCCCCCCCCCCCCCCCCCCCCCGAUGCAUCGGUUAAGAAUGAUAAUUACUGGUUUUCUGUCCUAUUUCUGUCCCAACCCCCUAGUAGAGUCGAGACACUAGCAUUCCAUGCAUUUACUCUACACCAAGCUAUCUCAUCUCUAUGGUAUCCAGAAGUGUUUUAACAUAAAUUCAAUCUUCCUAGGCUGCAACUCCAAUUGUUCCUACAGCAGUUCCACACUCUGCCAAGGGUUCACUAACAGCUCUUUCUGCUGGGAGUCAUUUUGACAGUUCAGCUUUGUCAAUCAGUAGAGACAGUCUUGAGGAAGGUAAACUUUCAAAUACUGUACAUCAAUACCAAAACAUUGAUUGUGUUUGUUCAGAAUGGAUGAAAUUAAUGCACUCCUUAAUUUUUUAUGUUAUUACCGUAUUUACUAAUGUUUAAAUGCACUCUCAUAAUAUAAUAUGAAUCCUAACUGCAGGACUUGCCAAGUCUACAGAAAAGACAAAACUGCCUCCUGAAGAGAUUCUUAAAAGGUUUGAAGCUUUCUGUCACAUUGUAUCUGAGCUGAUAUUUUAAAUAAAUAUUAUUCACAACAACAAGUUUUCAAAGGACUACCUUGGGUGCCAGAGACUUUUCAUGCAGGGUUUCUGAAAAAAACCUCUGGUACUGGUCCAGGGUAUAUAUUAAGGGACUGGCCCUCCAACCCUUUAAAUUUCUUGACNUUUCAUGCAGGGUUUCUGAAAAAAACCUCUGGUACUGGUCCAGGGUAUAUAUUAAGGGACUGGCCCUCCAACCCUUUAAAUUUCUUGACAGUGUAAAAAAUUAUCCAAGUAUAAAAGUAGUUCAUUUCAAAUUACUGUAGGAAGGUUGCAAAAUUAAAUAUCUUGUGAGUUUUUGUCAGGGAAUCCCUCCAUUUGUUUUUUCAUAGUUAUGUCUUGAGAGUUUCACUUAAGUUAUACACUGUUUUAAAAAUCAUUUGUAUUCAUGUCCACAAACUUCAGCCACAAAAAUGAAAAUGAUAUAUUCCAUGUAGCUUAGUAAUAUUUAUACCGUCAUCUGUUAGGCUUGGAUCUGAGGACUUUGAGGAUACCUUUACACAUAGUGGUAUGUAUUGUUUUGCUUCACAUCUUGUACACUGUAGGUACAUGUGCACGUUGUACAAGAAGUGUAUGUCAAACUGAAUCAUUAAUAUUUAAUUACCACUGUUGCAUUUUUAUUUUGCCAAAAACCUGUUCUGAAUCUCAAUGUGUGCCAUUUUAUUUUUGUUUUUGUUUUUUUAAUUCAACACGGCUUUCAACUUGUCUGCUUAGUACCAAGCUUUAAGUUUAAUUUGUUUCAUAAUCAGAUGAGACUAAAACUGGAACGGGUGCUAGUCCCUCUCCUCCAGUCCCCCAAUCUUUUGCCACCACCAAACCUACCAGUAUGGGACUGGAAACAAUGAACGAACUGGCUGACAAAGAGAAAUUCUUUUACAAUGUUGAGGAUGGGUCAUCACCUGUUGACUAUCAGAAAAAACUUGGAGAAAUUUCAACUUCAGAGUCAGUUACCCAAGAAAGGUAGGAUGUGUAAAAUCUAACUGUAUUAUGUUAGUUUGAAAGAUUUGUGUAAUAUAAUUCUGUAUACAUAAUGAGUUGAAUAAGGGUCUUGAAAAAUGUUCUGUACACUUAAACAGAUUAGUGAAAUGAAUCAUUUUUGUCUUAAACAGGUUCAGUGUUUGAAGGCCUUGGCGGCAAACCCCUACCAAAACUUCCUAUAAAGGGGCUAUCUAUCUCAUGCUGUUUGCCGUUUUUUUAAAAAGCUAAAUUUUUUCCGCAUCAAUUGAAUUCCAAAAACCAAUGGUCCAGUUUUGUUAUUCAAGUUUUAGUGUUAUGCCUGCAAAAAUAACCAAAAGAAAUUAGUAUGGCUAAAGCUCCCUUAUGAGAUUUGUUUGAUGUCUACUUCAUAACCGUACAGGAGCAUUUUUUAUAUGGGUAAAGACACUAAGUAGUGAAUUCAUUACAGAAUUGACUUAAAACAGCAAUAUUCUGUGACGUAGCCACUUUAAGUUCCCCGUCCCCUGUAAAAAUUACAGUAUUUCACAUGAUAUAAUAAUUUCCUCAUGUUGACGGUCACAUAACUGCGAGCUGCAAAGGGCCUAUUUCAGGUCUUUCCUUCCUUUGGCCUCAAAAUCGCCUGGAAUUUCAAAGAAACAAAGAUCUUUGGCUUUUGUAGAUGAUAACAAAAGUAAUGGAAGAUUGCUUUUCCCACAUUUCAGUUGCAUUGAUGCUUCAUUUUCAUCUGACAUACUUUUUAUGACAUGGAAUGCACUUUCAGGUGCAAUGUAGAUUUUAAUAGUAAUGCACAAGGAAAGAAGGUCAUAUUAAUUUGUAUUUGUACGUAUUACAUGUACUUCCCUUUUCAUGGAUAUUUUGUAAAAUUAAUAAGUGAAAAUUUGUCUUUUAAUCUUAUCGACCAUAAAAAUGACAUCAAAAUGUUCAAAACUUUGCCAUGAAACCACUCACCUUCAGCUUGUGGUUCCACUUGAGUUUGGAACAUAUUAAGGUCAUCUGUAUGGUCGAUAAGAGUACAGAUCAUGGAGAAUUGUUGUCGAUUGGUUAUAUACAUGUUUACAUUGUAUUUUUCUAUAUUAGGAGGGAAGAUGACAGGUUACAAGCCACAGGAGCUGAGCUUGGGGAUUCAAUAUUCAAUAUGACCGGUGAGGACAAGGUUUUUGCUUCCAUACACGAUACAUUUCUUUACAGCAUCAACUCUUCUGUCUCAGCCCGGGUUCAUCUUUAACUCUCCUCCGAAGAGAGUUGUCUUCCUUAUGAAGUUCAAAUUUUAACGAAAAGCAAGUAAAUGUGGAUUGGACUCGCCAACUAACCACGCAGUGAAUAGCUAUGGAUAUUCUGAGUUAUGGGAGCCAAUUGAAACGCGUAAAAAAUUGCUAUCUACUGUUUUGGUAAAUAGUUUAACAUUCAUCAUUGUCGUCCUACAACCUAAUGUAAGAACAAAUAGGUUGGGAAAACCAACCGGCAGGAGGCAGAUUGGCCGGCUAGUAUUUACAAGGGUGGAUGAAGAGUUGAAACCUCCUGACUACAGAGAGAGGUCUAGAAAUUAAGCUGUAACCUCCUGUUUGCGGCAUCUUUGUAUCUCGACGAUCUGGUUGGCUGCCGGUGGUUUGAGUUAAAAUACACGUCUGUAAACCGCUGGUAACCGCCUUGUGAUAGAGCGUUGUCACCGACGUAAGCAUUUCGUUCGCUGGAAAAAAACCAGGCACUUCAUAUUCCAGAAUACUUACGGUGUAAACCAAGCCAAACAAUUGGCGAAAAUGAAUUUACAUUAUUUUUUUUGUUUGAAAACCGAGAUUAGAGAAAUCAACCCCUGUUUUGUUUUGUUAUUUCCUGUGGUACAAUUUUUAUUCUAAGAAACUAGAGAGAGUUUCUGCAUUUUUAAAAUGCUUCACUUUGUGUAGGAACAGCCGAUAAAAUGAACAGAACAGCCGUUGAUGAUGCUGUGGAGGAUAACGAAGAACAAGAUGAAGAAUACAGUGAUAAUUUUGAAGAUGAGAAAAUUCCGGAAGCAGAACUGCUCGAUACUGAAGGUCCACCAAGGCCUACAGCUCCCGUAAGUACUGUAUGACGUCAGUGAUGACGUAGACGAAUUUCGUUUUUUGAAAACCACUGUCUGCGUGCACUCUAAGCAGAGUGCAUCGUGGGCUCAGUGCUCAGGUGCUUAACCUCGCGUGUUUGAUCCCCGGGGCCGGACCAAUACUCAGGGUCUCAAAAUAACUGAGAAUGAAGUUACUGCCUUUGCCCUGCAAGCGGUCAGACUACGAGGCUCGCAUGACCACGUAAAAUGGCGGUCCCGUCUCCUACUGGAGACGUAAAAAGUAUUGCCCUCAAUUCCUCAAUUAUUUCUUUCGCGUUAAAUGCAUUGAUACUUAAAGAAAGUGGGGUUUUUUGUGAAAGGCCUCCUGGAAAUCCUCUUGUCGUUAGGUUUUGGUAGUUUUUGUAAAUGUUACAGGUCAAAAUGAAAUUCAGGUCAUUUUUUUAAACCCGUGUUGAUUCUCAAUUUCCUUUGUCUCCUAGCCUAAUUUAGGAAAAUGAGAUUCAACUAGGUUAAAAAAUUUUAACCUAAAUAUAACUGUGACCUGUAACAUAAAUACUAUUAUACUUUGUCUCUCGAAGUUGCGCGGAAUAUAAGGCUUCGGAAAUCUUGGUUAAACGAUAGGUAUGAUAUUGAUAGCGGUAACUUGUAUUUUACGUUUUAAUUAUCCUCUGAUCAGACAGUUUCCAAUGCUUUUUUCUGAUUGUUUGUUUUUGCCUCUCGUUGUGGUAGAUCUGAAUAAAAGCUCAUUGUGUAUUUUUUUCCUUUUACUUUUUUACUAUGUUUCGCUUUUACUUUUUAUACCAGGAACCUCCAGAAGCAGCCAAACCGAGCUUGUUAUCAAAAGGUAUGUACACAAAUUAAUACUAAAUUUUUAUGCUUGGUAGUUGAGUAGUUGAUCAAAGAAGAAAAAAAGAGGGGAAGAACAUACGAUUUUACUGUUGUGGGUUUAGGGCUAGACUAAACGUCGAACUUUUCAGGAGACGAACCAUUAGUGUCGAUUUACUGAGUACGAUUGGCACAUAUAGUCGUACUCAGUAAAUCGACACCAUCACCUGAUGAAGUCCUGCAGGACGCAGUCGAAACGUCGCGAUCAAUAUCUAAGUCACCACACAAACCACGAUGAACAACAUCUUUCGUGGCAUUGAAUUAAUCAAGUUUUCUAAAUUGCAUGCUGACGUCCGAGUUUACAGUUCAUACAAAACUGUUGUCCUCUCAUCCACAGCUUUGCAUUUACACAUGACAUUAAUUAGCCCACUUCCGAUGAGUCUUGACUCUAAAAAAAACGUUUUGACAUUUUACUUAUAUUUUAAAACCAGUUUCUCUGAUGGAGUCGCUAGAUUCUACUUUGGAAACCAAGAGACCUGCAGCAGCCCUCAGUCUUCUCUCCCAACAGAAAAAACAACAACAAGUUGUGGCUUCUCCUGACGGUAAGAAAUCUGCAUGUAUAUCGUUUCUCUGGUAAAGUCAAAUUACACUUGUAAACGUUUUUGGAAAUAAAAAAAUUUGAUUUUAAAAUUCUCGUUCCUAAAACGUGCGCGUCACACGUUCAAGGUUCAAGGCGUCUUAUUUCAUUCAACUUGCGCGGGGGAAGGCGGUGGGGGGCUUGGAGAAGGAGUGGGGUAAUUUUUGUCUCAGGGGCGUUUUGGCGCACAUCGAUAAAAGAUAUACACCGUGCAAGUUCGUGUGUGUUUGCAUUUUCUUUGCGUUUUUAGCCACCGCGGAGGAAGUAAGCCCGGAGGGAAAAGUGCCUUCAAUGUUAAGAACAGGAACUGAGUAUGAGGCAAGUGGGAGUACAAGAGAUAUUCACGAGCUUCAAGCUGCACUUCAAGCCGCUCAACUUACUGUAACCGGUACAGGUUCAAGAUACUCAGGUAAAAUUAAUUUCAUAAUGAAAACUUUAAUAGAACUGGAAUGUUUUCCUCAAAAGGGUGCGUUUUCAUUGGCAACUUGUAGGUCACAUGGCAUCUGACAAUGAACUGUUUCCCGCCAAAAUUCUCUAAUCAGUUCGUUAUUUGUUGGAGUAUAAUUGUUACCUGCAAAGGUUGACCGCUGAUCCUCCCUCGCACAUGAACAACGCGUCAAUGAAAAUUUAAGUCGCUUUCAAUUUGGAUUAACUAAUUUCUUUGUCGCUCUCGGAAACUUUGGGAAUUUUUACCUAUUUUUCUGAGGACAAGAGCCUUGAAAGUGUUGAUACUGUUACUAUCAAAUUUUCCCGUUCUGUUUAAGGAGAACGUUUCUCACUUUCAUGCUAAUUUUUGAGAUUCCUUCUCCAGGCAAUUUGGAACUUCCGCCCACUUCCAGUGUCAUUCAAGGUGUUGACCAGUCCAAAGAAGGACAGAUUGUCAUUGAGAAAAACGAUCAAGGAGAAACUCGGGCGCGUGGAUUCAACCUUCAACCAGUUGUUGUGACGGAUGAUUGGCAGGCCAGUAGUGCUGCCAUGACAACACAGGGAAAGAACACAAGUUCGUUUAUCUCUGUGGAUACUGAAAGAGGAUUUGGGUUAAAGCCCGUGAAGAACAACUCAGGAUUUAAGGGAUCGGUGCAGGGUAUAAUCCAAGACCUUGGCUCAAGUGUUAUGUCCUCUGUUGAUGACGCUUACAUGAAAGUUGACAUACUGGAGCCACAUGGCCUUGACCUGACAUCUGCUGUAACCUCAGGAGGUCGAGGAUUUGACCUACAGCCUACAGAGGAUUUCCGUGGAUUCAGUCUCCAGCCGGCUACCGGCGCAAGAGGAUUAGACCUUAAACCCGCUGUUGAUGCGCCGCCAGACAGUGUGGAAGAUGGACGAGGAAUUGACCUGCAGACAGCCGCGGAAGAUGAACGUGGGUUCAGUCUGCAACCCGUAGUUAACUUGUUGGAGAGCGAGUUGAAGGAAGAUCAGGAGGAUGAAGAUGAAGAUGAAGAUACCCCUCCGCCGGAAAGUUUACAAAGCAUCAAGAAUAUAGCACGCGCUAGAAGAAGCGCAGGGAAAGAUAAUCUCAAGAAAAGUACUGAGGCUAAAGUUACAGCGAAGAGAACAUCAAAGGCUGACAAAGAGAGAUCAAGAAGAACGAGCUCGAUAAAAGAGAAACCAGCGCAAAAGAAGGGGAAGGGAAAGUUGGGGAGUACCUCGGUGGAAAAAAGUCACCUGUUCAAACCAUCGCCUUCGUCAGCUCCCUCUUGGUCACCCACACCUACGCUGAGAAGCACGAGAACGAAGGUGCGUUAGUUACUAAUUAAAAGCGCUUAAAAUGCACAGUAAUUUUCAAGGAGUUAUAAUAACUCCUUUAGUGGGGCUAAUUUAACUCCUUACAGUGGAGUUAUUUUUUGGGGAGUUAUUAAUUUUAACUCCAAAAAAGAGUUUAAAGAACUCUUUUUCAGGAGUAAAAGUGACCCCAGAUAUUGAGGAGUUAAAAUAACCCCCAAAAAGGAGUUAUCCUGUACCUAAAAUUUUUACUCCACUUUCAGAGUUAAAUUAACUCCAAAAACAGUAAUAACAACCCAUGAAAGGAGUAAAAAUAACCCCAUUUCGGAGUUAUUUUAACUCCAGACUGGGAGUAGAAAAAACUCUUUUUCAGGGGGGAAAAAUUACCCCAAAUUCGGAGUUAAAUUAGGAGUUAAAGUAACCCUCAAAAAGGGUGUCCUGUACCUAAAAUGUUUACUCCAUUUUUGGAGUUAUAAUAACUCCCUAAAAAUUAUAUAUCUUCCCAAAAUCUCUUAUUUAAACAGUGAAAUCUUCAUCGCCUAGAUUAAAAAAUUACAAACCAGAUAAUAAUUCCGGUAAAUCACCUUACCGUUAGUCUAUUUACUUUCGUUAUUUUUUUGCUUCUUUCAGACAAAUAAAUCGCUUGGAGCAAGUAAAAAGCUUAACCUUGAAUCAAAAACGAUAGAAUCUAGCCCGUCCGCCAAACACCUCGCCGCGUCUGUAGAAUCCUUUGCAAACUAUUUAAAACAUUUUGUCCGUCCCGAUAGCGAAAACACAGAGCCACCAGCGGCAAGAUGGUCUAGGGACGAGCCUGCUAAAUCGGUUUCCCGAACAUCGUUCCGAAUGGCUUCCGAUGAACACCGACUUUCCCGCGAGAAGGCCUUGCAAGCGGAGGUGGAGAACUGGCAGCUGGCAUGGAAGGACGAGAAGAAAAGAAACGAUAAGUUAAUCGCGGAAAUGGCGUCACGUGAAAAGGAGUGGUCAAGACGAGACGAGAGGAGCCGUUUGGAAUAUGAAAGUCAGAUACAUGAACUGAAACAAGAACUGUUUGUAAUGCAGUCCAAGCUGAACGAGUUUGAGAAGGAGGCUGAUGUCAGAAAGAAAAUAGCGGCUGGAGGAAAUCUUGAGGUUUGAGGCUAGCUUUCAAAUAAUAUUUUUUUAAAAAAAUAGCCGAUUCAAUGUUCUCGGUGGCUUGAGGUCCCUGUCAUAUUAUUUAUGGUUAACAAACCAAUGAAAUGGCAAGCCAUUUCAAUAUAACAUUUUUAACUCGUGGGGACGCGCGAGCGUACCAUGAGUUAUUGCAGGGACAGAGAUAUGCAAAUGAGUCACUCGCUCACUCGUAGUAGACGGACUUCGUAAUUAAUCUGGUCCGAACUCGAGAGUGCGAAGAUCUAUCGCUUCCGAAGAAGCACGCGCUCUUGAAGUUCGGUGGGAUCAAAUUCUUCGCUGAGAGCGUGCAUCGUUCGGCGUUCGCUGCUCAGACUCAGAGUUUUCUUCAUGGCAAAUUUUCUACAGCACGGUUAGAGGUCUUACCAAAUUUAAGACACGUAGGAGUCUUUCAAAUGAGUACGAUGGUUAACUUGGGGAUUGGAUUUCAAGAGCCUUUGACUCGUCCAGGCGUUAAACUUGAUGAGAAAAUGAGCAAUUACUCUUCUGACUCCGAAAGAUCACGGGGGAUAUACAAAUUCCAGCUUGCUGGAAAGUGAUCUGAAAGUAAGAAAAUGUCAUGCCAUGCUAUUCUUAAAAACCUGUGUGAGCCGAAAAUGGAUGUGAUUUUGACCAUUAGCUUCAAAAUAACAGCAGAAAUCGAGAUAAGAAAACAUAUGUUUUACCUCCUACUUCGCUGACGAGGUGUAUCGGCUUUGUAAAGCACAUGUUAUUUUGUUCAUUCGUUGCCAUGAAAUGCGUUGACAUUGUUUUUUCACUGUCAAUAGCUCGGUUAAUGCGGCUCGAUCAUACUGAACGAAUUUGCUGGCGGAAGUUCCAUGGAUAACGCAUUAAGUUAAAGAGUUUACGCCAGAGUGAUGUAAUCAGCCUUCGUGGUGUAGUGGUAUAGUAAAGUCGCAAACAGCCGAAGGUUCCCGGGUUCAAGUGCUGCUUUGUACCAUUCUUUUUUAUCUUCUUUCUUUCUUUUUUCCCGUUUUGGCUUGUUUUGUUUGCUUAUUUGUUUUGUUGUUUUUCUAUAAAUAUGUACCUAAAUAACCGUUAUUUAAUAAAAUGCAAUAAACAAAAAGAAAAGUAUUGUGUUUGCAGAGCAAAGAUAGUAUUAAAUAUAUUGUACAUGGAUAAACAAUCUGAAUUUCUAUCAUUUCCUACAAUUUACUGUGGGAAAACCAGAGUUGAUAACCAUUUGAUCAUUUUCUAAACAAUGUUCCCACGAGUUGACGAUAGGCUUUCUUUGAUUUUUUUCUACUGCGAAAGUCGCAGUUUAUCAUGUAGCCAUGGUAACAGUGAUCUCUUCACGUGUGAAGAUAUCAUGUUUUCGUGCGAAAGCUGACCUGGUAUUUCAUUGGUAGUUACUUAAAACUAACCUGAAAAGAGAAGAGGAAAUACUAAUUUUAAGAAAAGGUCGCUUAAAUUUCAGAAAGACUAUCCGUUCCUAUGAAGGUUUGUCCUGCAAAUCACUUAUUCCCAAAUGUGCGCUCACUCACGAUAAGCUUCGUCAUAAUUUUUAGACAGUAACUUUUGAAUUGCAUGCAUCUCAGUUGUAAAUACUUCAUCAUUUUUUUUUUCUCGUCUCAGAUUGCAUCAGAAGAAGAGCUGAAGAGACUGGAGAAAGAGGUCCGCGAGCAGGAACAGCUUCUAACAGGAUAUCAACAGGAAAAUGAGCGGCUUUAUAAAGAACUCAAACAAAUGCAGGCAAAGGAAAAAGCCAACGAGGCGAGAAUGUUCAGCGAAAACCAAAAGCUAGGUAAUAAUGUUAGAUUUGCCCCACUUUUAAACACUCGCUUGUGGGAAUGGUUUGGUUACUCGCUAUACCGAUUGAAAAGAAAAAACAAACGAUAGUAUGAAAGUGUUCUUAAAUGGGUUUUGGCAUGUUAAAAAACUUCUUGUUUGAUUUGGCCAACUUUACAUUUGGCCAACUUUACACUUUACGUAUAUACCUACUAAAAAGAUAACGUAAAUAGACAGAUGUGGAGGUGCACUGAAAGUCAAAACACGCUGACAUUAAAAGCAAAGCUUUGUGUAAAGGACUUAUGUCACGAAUUUCUAGUAUUACUUUAAAACCCUAGAACGCACUUGAGUCAAAGAAAACGGUUUUUGUAUUCAAAUUUACUCAACUAAUUUGCCUUAAAGUGUAUGUCUUUGGCUUUCGAUGACCAGGAUGGAAAUUAAACGGACUGCAACUUGAAAAAAUUGGGCCAACUGUUAACUCUGUUGCCGAAAAAUGACCACAACAAGAUCAUGCUUUGUUUUCCCUUCAAUAUAAUUAUUUUACAUCUUUCUUUAAGAGUUCUAAGUAAUUUCCCUUUUAUUCACUUCUGAAAAUCAUUGUACAUAAUUUUAACGUAGUUUUUGAUUUUUACAAUUUUAUCGUGUAGUCGUAGUUUACGCAGGGCUCCUUUUGAUACCAGCCAAUGGCUGAUAGGGCUACCCUGCCUGAAUAAAGUUGACUUGACUUGACUUGACUUGAGAAAUGGUGACUGAAAAUACUUUAAUAGUUGAAAUUUCAGCUUAUCGUGACUGAAAAAUGUGGAACUCACCGUGAUAUACCCUCUUUGAAUAACCGUUCCUCUUUUGUUCAGCAUCUGAACUUGCAAAUCUGAAAGAAAAGGUGGAAAGACGUGAAAGUGGAGACAUUCCCGCCCCAGGCUCUGCCAGUUUGGGAGCGGAUAAAAUCUCUCAGCUGACAGCAGAGAUGAGAACACUGAGGAGAAGAGUGAACGAUGUGCAGGAGGAAGCGGAGGGCCUGAGGCGAGCUAAGAGUAAACUCGAGGAUCGUAUCAGGGGUGUGGAGGGUGAACGAGAUGCAGCAGUGAAACAAAGCAGUCAAGUAGUUGGUAAGUAAACAUCCGUUAGUGUACAAGUUUUUACUGUUCCUAAUGAUGGAAUGUAUAUUUUGUGAGCAGAGAUUAAAGUAGGUAAGUGCGUAAGUAAAUGGCACGACAGGACCCUGGGAACGAGGUUUCGGUAGUAGAGGGAUAAGCAGAUAUGCUAUGUCUGAAAGCAAUAGGACAAGGCUGGACGCGCGUCACACUUUUUUUCAUCCUUCAUAUUACCUUCUUUAUUUUUAUUUAUUUGUCUUCUAUUAUAAACGGCCCAAUUAAUUCACUUAAAUCCUAGUAUCUACAUCGUUUUGAAAUGUUUGCCUUUUUUAUAUAUCGCUAAGAAAUGGAGAAGUCACCGGGCGUGGAAAAUUUCCAUUGUUAUUGUACUAAUUGUUAUAUCGUACUAAGUGUACCCUUUUGUUUGUGUGUUUGCAGGCUCGAAUGCCAGAGAAAUAGCUGAACUUGAGAGUAGAUACACGACAGAAGUGGAGCGCUUGCGCAGUAAACUCAAAUGGUAUGCUGAGAACCAGGCCCUACUCGACCGCGAUGCCCUUACACUGAAGAAGAAAGAGGAAGAGAUUAGCGAAUUGAAAGAGACUGUAGCUCGUUUACAAGCCCAACACGGCCAGACCAUGGCGGAGAAAAAACAGAGGGGAGUGGAGAGAGCGACUGAUGCCAAACGAAUACAAGAUUUGGAGAGACAGGUGAAGCAGGGUUUAACUGUAGUCGGAAUUGUUUUUGAUAGCUUCCCUUUUCGGGCUUGUUAACAGCUAACAGCUAACAACUAUUUGCCUCAGGCUAGUUCGGGUUUCUUAGAGCACUUAACAUUUGUCACAACUGGCUGGCCCGACCAGUCCAGUCCCAGUAAGGAGAAUUCCACUAUUAAUCAGGGCUAUUCAGCCAAGGCAGUUUAUUUUUAAAAAUGGUGUCCACGGCAGUGAUGGGUUUUAGAAAAUAAAAAUAAAAUUUUCAGAAUAGGUCAGUUCUGACUUUCGGAAAGCGCUUUUAGUCGUCAAAACUGUUUGCAAAAUUUGUUUUGGUUCUCGGCGACAAUAUAAACUACUGGGUCAACAGUUUUAACGUUAGCCCUGUAAAAUCAAUUAUUCUCAGCAUUGUAUUGGACAGGCUUCUCCUUCAAACCCAUAACAAACACGUUUCAUAAAUAAAAGAGUUACUGAUUCUGAGGAAAACGGGAGGUGUUGUGGCCAAUGUCUACGUGGAAAUUUAAGGGGACCUUGAAAUAUUUGUGCUUUUUUACAACUCGGACUAUUGUCUUUAAAUAGCAAGAAUUGAAAAGAAUGAAACUUUGAAUGAGGGAAACUGUAAUUCAAGUGUGAAGAAAUAUGUCGAGAAGUAAAAAAAGGUGUGUUUAGGCGACUUAUAAAAAAUGUCGUAUUGCUUUGGAAGUGGAAGCGAAUUAUUGUCUGCGUCAAAUAUCUAUUCGAUCCCAUUUUAUAUAACAAUUUUUUUCUUUAUAGGUCCGUGAAAUGGAAGAAAUCAUUAAGCGGCGCUAUCCGAACUCCCUUCCCGCUCUGAUAUAUGCGGCUGCCUCGGCACCAGGCCACGCUCAAGCUGUGACGACAGAGUCCCCUCGCAAACAAUCCCCGACUUAUGCAUUCUUAGAAAACAGAGUGAAAAAACUGGAAGCUGAGCUUGAGGAUAAAGAUGAGGAUGCGAGCAAAAGAAUUCGAUGCGUGGAACAAAAAUAUAAUGCUCUUAGAAUGGAGUACGAAGACAGAAUCAAAGAUUUAGAAAGAGAUUUGCAAAGCGCUCAAGAUCGGUACGAUACCGUGUCACGCUCAAACACGCGGGUUUUGGAAGACGAAUUGCAAACUGUGCGUGCAGAGAACGAGAGCAAAGUUCGACAACUUAAAACCGAAGUCCAAGUUUUACAAGUCGCAUUAUCAAAAGCUGAAUCAAUGGAAAUUUCGGGUGGAAAGACCAGUCGUAGAAGAAAGCUUGAGUUAGAAAAGCGUUUAAGCGAUGAUUCAAACAGCUUGAUCAAAUCUUUGCAAGAAAAAUUGGAAAAGAAGGAUUUUGAAUUGGAGGACUUGCGACAGACAUGCAACAGGCUGCAGCGAGAAAGAGAACAAAUGCUGGCCUCAGAACGCACCCAAGUGGAUAAACAAACAAGCCCCACCACAGACCCAACAGUAGAGAAUUUGACACAGGAAAACAAGCGCCUUAAAGAACAGAUGUCGCGCCUGUCACUAGAUAUGGAUCAACAGCGGGUUCGGUUCCAGGCCUCCUUGGCGGAAACCGAGCGAAGUGCUCGGCUUUCUCGUGAAGAGGCAGCUGACCAGUUGGCAAGUGCGCAGGCUCAACACAAACGUGAAAUAGAUCAGUUGAAGGCAGAGUUUGCUGUCAGUCAUGGAUCCUCUAAAAUAGCAGAGCUUAAGAGUCAGCUAGCUGGGCAAGAAAUUGUCAUACAGAGACUCAAAGCGAAAAUGGCUGAUGCUAGUGUUAAUGCCGGUGCUGUGGCAUCAGCUAAGGUAAAGAUUCUUUGUAUCAUUUAUACGUUUCUGGAAAACCGCCGACCUACCCCUCCCCUAAGUUAACUUUUUGCCCCGAGUGACAAGUACCGUAUUUAUUCAAAUAAGCGUCCAACCUCGAAUUAGCGCCCACCUCGAAUAAGCGCCCAUCCUAAAGACAGAAAAAGUGAAUAAGCACCCAGCCUCGAAUAAGCGCCCACCCUACCCUACCCCCUUUCCCCUCACACCCCCCAAAAAUUGAAUAAGUACUAAUAAGAGACUUCCCCGAAGACGGAGUUUUCUUCAGAGUAUUUUACAGAAACCUUGCUUUGUUACAUCUUAGCGUUUUGUUUUUACUAUUUAUUGUUUUGUUGCAUAAUAAACAUACUACACUUGCUGAAGUGUUGAAAAUUUAAUAAGCGCCCAGCCUUGAAUAAGCGCCCACCUCGAAUAAGCGCCCACUCUCAAGGUCCAAAAAUUUAAUAAGUGCCCAGGGCGGUUAAUCGAAUAAAUACGGUAAGUGUUAAUAUUGGCUUAGGGGAGGGCUAGGUGGGCAGUUUCCCAGACACUGAAGGAGCUGUGUCUCGAAAUUUAUCAAACUUCAGACGUGAGCUGGAACUGCCACCAAAUUCAGUGAAACAAAAAUAUCCGCUCAAAACGCUAAAGAAAAUAACACAGCAAAUACAUAACGAGGGGGCGGAUGAACAAACUUGAAGAAGAUUAAAGCGGAUUGAAAUUUUAGUUUUUUGAAAACUUGUUUGCGUAACAGUUUUUCAAAGUUCGUUUUUGUUGUUUCUAACGUUUGAUAUAAUGCUUGGCUGCAUGACAUUUUUGUUUGACAUAAGGUUGUGCUUUUUCCAGUCAAAAAUAAUUUCUCAAGUUUCAUAGCGAAUAAGGAUGCCUAACUGGCGUUGAAACAAAAUGAGCUAGCCAGCCAUGACACAGCCUCUUUAACAAAACGAUUUCUCGCGCAAUUAUUGGUCGAGAGCCAUGUGUGGUCCAUGCCUAUAGAGAGGAAUCAAUGAUGGCGCAAUUUGUUUUUCUCGGUCUAUCGCGCGCUUUUUCCACCCUUCGCCCAAGAUGAGCUUUAAAAACUUUCUUCGUUUUUGUUAAAAACAAGAGGGCAACAAUUUCAAUUCGUAUCAAACAGGGUGCUUACGUGCCUCAGCGACAUAUUACAGAGAAGACUUUUUUAAUUGAUUUGUUGAGUAGGUAGAAGAAGAUUUGCCUAACCAGUCACCUGACAACUUGAGAUUGAAGGAGUCGGGAAAUAUAUUUGAGCACUAAAAAACUUCCCUUUUCGUUUGCUACUAAUAAAUGAGAAAUUCUUUCUUAAAGUAAAAGAUUUAAGGGUAGACAGCAAACAUUCGGUUAACGAAGAAUUCUUUUCUUUCGCCUAGGUUUCCAGGCCUCAUUAGUUUAGAGAGCUUUAGAUUAGAGGACAAAAACGACUACGAGUACGAAAUUUGAUGUUAAGUUUUUUCCCGUAUUCUCAAAAAGUCGACUCCCCCUAAAGUUUCAUUUUACUAUUCUUUUCAAGAAAAGUUAGCACUAUUAUCUAAAUUAAAGAAGGUUAAACCCUCUCCCGAUUACAAAAUGAUAAAAUUUCUUACAUUUGAUAACUCGCUUCCGUCACUACGACAUCCUCUCUAAAACUCGUAGCAGAAUGACGACAGCUAUCACGUUUUCCCGCCAAAAUAACACUGGUUCACGCGCGUACACUACUUAGUCGUAAUCUCGCCCUCGAAGCUUCAGCUCUCUAUUAGUUUACAUGGUCAAUUCUACUGUACGUCACCUGUGAGAUCCUCGAACAUUACUUACAGUUGCUUGGCAAUGACUUGCAUUUUCGUACGUUUUAGGUUCGAGAAGAGUCUCUUCAACAACAGGUUAACCAACUUCAAGUGGACUUAAGACGUGCUAAGGAAAGGUUUUCACCAGAAAUGAAACAGUUUGAUUCUCUGGAAACAAAAAUAGCUGCUAUGGAACAAAGACAUUCGCAGAGAGAAGUAGACUUGCAACGAAUUAUCGAGAAAACACAUUUAACAGCAAAAAUCGAGAAGGAAGAAACGGAGGCGAAAUGGAGACAAGUUGUGCGACAGAAAAAUCGGGAGAUUGAAAAAUUUCGCUAUGAACUUGACGCUAUUCUUGAAAUACUAAGCGAGCUUAAACGUCAAGGAGUAGUGAUACCUUUACGAAAUGAAGAGGGAUAUGUUCCUUGA
Porites evermanni is the source of this 17957-nucleotide messenger RNA. The record is from the annotation of a GenBank genome assembly. NCBI's taxonomy places the organism in Eukaryota, Metazoa, Cnidaria, Anthozoa, Scleractinia, Poritidae.